Messenger RNA from Trichomonas vaginalis G3, 636 nucleotides. RefSeq lists its product as uncharacterized. The transcript has a single exon. The record is from RefSeq and is a predicted model, not a curated record. The coding region runs from base 1 to 636 and encodes 211 amino acids. Lineage: Eukaryota; Parabasalia; Trichomonadida; Trichomonadidae.
AUGCUCUGCGGCUUACCUCGUCGUAUUUCAGAAAAAUCUAGACUUAGUGAUAAGCUAUAUUAUUCCAUUCUUUUUAGUUAUGGCUUCGAUGCUGAUGAUGCCAAUGAAAUUGCCGGAAAAUUAGUCAAAAUCCAACAAGAUCUUAAAAAUAUCAAAUUCAAUGUUUCCAAUUUAGAUAUUUAUCAAUACUUUAAAAUAUUCAUGGACUUCUAUAAAGGAAUACUAAAUUUUCUUGAUCUUAAAGGUAUAACGCAAGAAGAGUUUACACAAUUAUCUAGAGAUUUUAUAUAUUGUUGUCAUGGAACUUAUAAGAACCUCAAGAGUUUUUCACAAGCAUGCAGUAAAAAUAUAAUCUGGAUAAAAUUUUAUCGAUAUUUUCCAAAACAUUACGCACAAAAGCUUCUGAUUGCAGGGAAAGAGAUUUGUGUACGUUAUAAUGAUCUUCUUCAGUGGUUGCGUUCUGAAAACAAAAAGUUAUGGGAAAAAUAUAAAUUUAGAAUUCAUGACGAUUUCAAAGAGAAUCCUCAUUAUAAAAAUGUGAUGGAUGACGAUUUAUUCAACAAUAUUCCAGAAAAAGAUAUAACUUUUUGGUUUGACGAUUUAGAUUUCCUUGUUCCAAUUUGUAUUGAAAAUUAA